CCUGUUUCAAGACCGGAUAAAGAAAGAGGGUUGGACAUGGGGUCAGUAACCCAAUCUUGUAGAAAACAAACUUGCUAAUAAAAAGCUAAGCAUGUAUAAGAUGUAUUUAAUCGUUUCUACACAUAGAUAAAAUGUAGUGAAUUGUUCCGUUGGUUCAGUAAUGAAAUUAACGAUUCUAUUGAAAUAAAGUGGAUGUUUGAAAGAUGUAAAAAGUGGAUUCCACAUGAAGGAUUUGCAUUUACAUUAGAAAAAAUCCCUGAACAUUGUGGUCGUAAUGCAUUUGAUUAUGAAUGGCGUAAAUAUUUUGGCAAAGCAAUAAAUAAACGUAUUGUUGGAGGUAGUGCUACAGCUUAUGGUGAAUGGCCAUGGUUAGCAUCAUUAAUGUUUUAUCAAACAGCGGAACAAGUUAAAAAACAAAAAGAAUUACAAACCAAAGCUGAUGAAGAAGAAUUAGAAUUUUUAGAUGAAAUUAGUAAAAAUAAUGAAAUAAUUUUAGAUGAAAUUGAUCCAUUUAUACCACCAUCACUUGUUUAUAAUUAUCCAGAUGGUGGUAGACGUUUUCAUUUAUGCGGUGGUACAUUAAUACAUCCACAAUGGAUAAUGACAGCGGCACAUUGUUUUUUCCCAAAUCCAUUUUAUCCACAUCUAUCAGCGGAUCCAUCAAGUUGGAUUGUACGAAUUGGUGAACAUGAUAUGUUGAAUGAAUCAAUGGAACAUUACGAUAUGUCUGUGGCACAUGUUUAUGUACAUCCACAAUAUCAAUCUGCCUCUAGCAGUGGUUAUGAUAUAGCCUUGGUAAAAUUAACAAAUCCAGUAAAAUUAAGUAGAUAUGUGAAUAUUGCUUGUCUACCAUCAGCUGGUGAAGAAGUAAAACCAGGUCAAGUCUGUAUAAGUGUCGGUUGGGGACAUGAAAUCGAUGGAGCCAAAAAUAUUUCUACAAUAUUGAAACAUGUUGGUGUACCAAUUGUUCCAAAUGAUCAAUGUACAAUGAAUUAUGCCACAUUACGUAAUGGACCAAAUCCUAUUGAUGUUACUAUAGAAAGUAAUGUCAUUUGUGCAGGACAUGCAGAAGGUGGUAGAGAUGCAUGUCAGUUUGAUUCUGGAGGUCCAUUAAUGUGUCAAAUUAAUAAACAAUGGACUGUCAGUGGAAUAAUUUCUUUUGGUUACGGAUGCGGUAAAGCAGGUUAUCCUGGAGUAUAUACACGUGUAUCAGAUUAUGUUCCAUGGAUUAAGGGCAUAGCUGAAGUGUUCACCUUUUGA
Molecule: messenger RNA, 1260 nt
Organism: Schistosoma bovis
Lineage: Eukaryota; Metazoa; Platyhelminthes; Trematoda; Strigeidida; Schistosomatidae
Source: the annotation of a GenBank genome assembly